Molecule: messenger RNA, 261 nt
Organism: Penicillium chermesinum
Lineage: Eukaryota; Fungi; Ascomycota; Eurotiomycetes; Eurotiales; Aspergillaceae
Exons: 1
Coding region: 1-261 (86 amino acids)
Source: RefSeq, a predicted model, not a curated record
AUGUGUCUCACUCUCGUUGGUCUUUUGUACAAAUGGAACAAGGACAAGUCCAAGAAACAAGGGGAUCAGCCUGAGGGCAACCCGGCGGACAAUUUAGGACCUCGUCCUGUAAACCCAGCGAACGUCCGUCCUCUCAAGAACCCUGCAGGCAAACGAACCCGUUCAGGCAGUUCUGCGGACGACCAAGCGCCUAUCCCCAUGGCCACCAAUCCAUAUCAACCGGCACCGCCGCCCUAUCAGAACAACGGCAUUAGAGCAUGA